GUUGCUACAAUACAUCGCUAACAGCCUUGCCUCCAAACAGCCAAAUAAUUGAACUCAUUCGAUCUCUUCCUCUCAGCUCCUCCACCGACUCCAAACAAUGCUCCCGCUCCUCCACAUCCUCCUUCUCACCAUCUCCGGCCACCUCCCCCUCAUCUCCUCCACCGACCCGACUCUGACCCGUCCGCCCACCAUCCCAGCCUCCCGUGCGCAGCCCGGCUCCACCGACUUCUGUCCCCUCAACCUCCCCGAUGAUUUCUUCCGCGGCGUCUCCGCCGCGUGCUCCCAAGCCACCACUGACCUCUGUUGCCCUGCGCUCGCAGCAUGGCUCUUAACCGCCUACUCGGCCGAGGCGCUCGCGACACGUGUGCAGCCAUCGGCUGAACGUUCCGACGACGAGCUUCCGGUCCUUCCCGGCGACACUGAGCCGUGCACGGCGGCGGCGGAGGCGGCGCUAAGGGCCCGCGGAGUAGAGAUCCAAGGAGCGAAUGAUACGUGUGGCGCCGCAUCAUGCGCGUGUGGCGUGCGGCUACAUCCACUGCAGUGUUCGGGACCGUUUGUGGUCGGAGGCAGUGGGGAGGGAAGGUGGGUCCCGUUGGAUGACGUGGCGAAAAGUCUAGAGUUCGGGUGCGAAAGGCCGGGACUUAGCGGGUGCACUUCCUGCUUAAGGGUUCUUUAUGAGUUGAAGAGCAAGGAUGAGGAGAAAGGAAGCAUCAACGGCGAGGAUGUGAAAGGCGGAAGGGAAUGCCAACUCAUGGGACUGACUUGGCUUCUAUCUAAGAACCGGACCCGCUACCUUCCAACUGCCACGUACGUUCUCCGCGCUUUCCGCAAUGCUGCCGGCGGCUAUCCCGCCACCUGCACCGUCGCCGGUGACGGCGCCAACGACAUGCCACUCCCUGUUGGAUAUGACCAGCUUCUUGGCACCGCAUCAUCUACCGCCUCCAGACGGAGGUCGCCGCCGACUUCUCCGUUCAUCUUUUUCCUCCUGGCCAUUAAUUUUUUUUCUUAAAUGAGGUUAUAUCUAUAAUGUGCUUCCUUCUAUCACUUUGAUGAUAUUAGGGAAUGUGAAAUAAUGGCCUCUUACUCUACUGCGUUAUGCUGCUUUUUCCAAGUUUAAAGCGGCUGAAGUAUGUUGAUUUUUAAUUAAUUAAUGUUAUAUAUUGUUAUUUA
This is a messenger RNA of Dendrobium catenatum, 1170 nucleotides long. RefSeq lists its product as uncharacterized. The record is from RefSeq and is a predicted model, not a curated record. Lineage: Eukaryota; Viridiplantae; Streptophyta; Magnoliopsida; Asparagales; Orchidaceae. Bases 98 to 1009 code for a protein of 303 amino acids. The transcript has 2 exons.